Prosopis cineraria is the source of this 3497-nucleotide messenger RNA. RefSeq names its product serine/threonine-protein kinase CTR1-like. Bases 523 to 3327 code for a protein of 934 amino acids. The record is from RefSeq and is a predicted model, not a curated record. Lineage: Eukaryota; Viridiplantae; Streptophyta; Magnoliopsida; Fabales; Fabaceae. The transcript is spliced from 15 exons. Gene Ontology annotation, molecular function: protein kinase activity; ATP binding. Gene Ontology annotation, biological process: protein phosphorylation.
AAAAUAAACAACGUCACAGGCAACCAACCAAAUCCCAGAGAGAAACUUGCACACAACUUGCUAUCCAUCCUGCUUCUCCCCCUUCCUUGUUUCCACCGCCUUGAAAGUCUCGGCCAGCGAGCUAGUGGUUUAUUGAUAAGCAUAUACUGUGCCUUCAUCUAGUUGCAGAAUAUACGUAUAUAUAUUGCUUUCAAGCCUCAUUGUGUUUUAGCUGCUUGAAAUCGUUCGGCCUACCCGAUUCUUUGCAUUCGUGGACCGAAUCUACUAUACUUUGGCGGGUUUGAUGUUUAUUUCCAAUAUGGUAUAGUUCAUGCAGGAUAUUGCAUUAUUUUCUUCUCUUCAGUCAUCGAACUCAAUCGAUCACUGCUAAAGGGUGAAGCAAAUUCAUCUGGCUUUAGGAAGAACGACGAUAAAAUCGACGGCAACGGGGAGGGAAAAUAGCUCGCAAUGCCAUGUGGCGGUAGCCCGUAGGGUCGUGUUGGUGGUUGAUCAAUCAUCUCCAAGAGUCUCUCGUCAUAAAAAAUGCCUCACAGAGCAACUUACAUUUUCCCGAGGCAAUUCCCUUACCGUAGGUUGGAUGAACCCUCCCAACAGCUCUUAGAUCACGAGAAGAAGAAGAUCUUCGACUCCAUCAAACCGGGAAACUUUGGCGUUGAAAGUGGCGAUAAAAAAAAGUCUUCAUUAUCAACUACUCCAAUAAAAAACGAUGUCACUAAUUCGCCUAUUAAACACUCAGCUGUAUCCGAUCUUUUCACGGGUGGCGGCAAGCUUCGGACUAAACACAAUCAAGUUGCUGAUAUAUGCGAUUGGUCGAUAGAGAAAAAGGGGGAAAGAUCUGGUCACGUGAAAGCGUACUCUCACAGGUUAUCCAGCGAUGAAGAACGCGAGCUUCUGCUUCCGCCGGAGUCGGGGUCGCCACCUCCUCCGCCGGAGACAGUGAAAGAUUCUGCCAUUGACCAGAGCUUUGAUCGGCAGGUGUCGUUACCGAGGCUGUCCAGUAAUGAGAGUAGCUAUGCCGGGAGCUUGUUCUCGGGGACAACGUUGGAUGGCAAUUUUUCCAGUGACAUUAAGGAGGAGACGACGUCGUCGGUCUUCACCUCGUCGAGGAAGCAAGAGGAAGAUGGAAAAGAGAGUAAAGAUAAGAUGGUGCAGAAGUCCAAAGAGAGCUACCACCUGCAACUUUCCUUGGCCAAGAGGCUCACUUGUCUAGCAGGUAUUGCUACUGAGCGUUCGCUUACUCUGGACACUAAAAUCGAAACUUGGAAUGGCGAAUCCGUUUCUUAUCGUUUAUGGGUGAGUGGCUGUUUAUCAUACUCUGACAAGAUAACGGAUGGUUUUUAUAACAUUCUGGGGAUAAAUCCAUAUUUGUGGGUAAUGUGCAAUGAUGAGGAGGAAGGGAGGCGACUCCCACCUCUCUUGGCGCUUAAAGCAGUUGAACCUAGCGAGACAUCCAUGGAGGUGGUUCUUGUUGAUAUCCACGAGGAUUCCAGACUAAAGCAACUUCAGGAUAAAGCACAAGAAUUGUAUUGUGCUUCAGAGAACUCCUUGGUUUUGGUGGAAAAGCUAGGAAAACUUGUUGCGGCAUAUAUGGGGGGUACUUUCCCGGUGGAACAAGGUGAUCUCCACAGCCACUGGAAGUUGGUUAGCAAGAGAUUGAUGAAUUUUCGCAAGUGUGUUGUGCUUCCUGUCGGCAGCCUAUCUUAUGGACUUUGUAGGCAUCGAGCAAUUCUUUUCAAGAGGUUGGCAGAUUACGUAGGUCUGCCAUGUCGUGUUGCUCGAGGUUGCAAGUAUUGUAGUGCUGACUAUCGGUCCUCUUGCCUUGUCAAGAUUGAAGAUGACAAGCACUUCUCUAGGGAAUAUGUAGUUGACCUAGUUGGGGAGCCAGGAAAUGUCCAUGGACCAGAUUCCUCUAUCAAUGGAGCAUACGUCUCCUCCAUGCCUUCCCCAUUUCAAAUUUCUCAUUUAAAGGAAUCCCAAUCACCUUGUCUGGACGUUGCAGCAUGUUCUCAAUCUAUAAGUCCCAAUCAUAGUUUUGUUAUUACUAACAGUCGUGUAUAUUCAGCAGGCUGUGGACAGAACGAUCAUCAAGUUAGUGAAACUGAUUUGCUAAUAAACCCUUCUUAUGCAUCGGGUGACCAAACUUCAGAAGGAACAGAGUCUCCUCUGGUUCCUUUUGGCUUAAAAGGGAAUGCUGAGGAACUUGCAGUUCUAGGUUCAAUUCUGCCUUCCAUCUGGGAAGGUGUUUGUGAACCUCUGCAUCCACCAGUUGAGGCAUCGUCACAUAAAUAUCCCAGGCUUGGUGAAGAUCCAGUUGUAGGACAAGAAACUUACAACAAUGAGGAAAGUUCUUUGAAAAAAUCUAUUUUGAGCUCUUCAAACCAGUCAGAACCGGAGAAGGUAGACCAUGGACUUGAAAACCAGGGCUACUGUCCUGCAAAGAAUAUUCCAAGAUAUUUGAAUCUUGAACCAUCACUUGCAAUGGACUGGCUUGAGAUAUCAUGGGAUGAUUUACGGAUCAAAGAGCGUGUUGGUGCCGGUUCAUUUGGGACAGUGCACCGUGGUAAAUGGCAUGGAUCAGAUGUUGCAGUCAAAGUUCUAUCAAUCCAAGAUUUCCGUGAUGAUCAAUUGAAAGAAUUUCUGAGAGAGGUCGCGAUAAUGAAGCGCGUACGCCAUCCAAAUGUGGUGCUCUUCAUGGGUGCAGUUACAAAACGCCCUCAUCUUUCCAUAGUGACAGAAUAUUUGCCUAGAGGUAGUUUAUACCGCCUGCUUCAUAGACCCACAACGGGCGAAAAUCUGGACCAGAGGAGAAAAUUGCGGAUGGCUUUAGAUGUGGCUAAAGGUGUCAAUUAUCUCCACUGCCUUAACCCUCCGGUUUUGCACUGGGAUCUCAAAUCCCCAAAUUUGUUAGUGGACAAAAAUUGGACUGUGAAGGUGUGUGAUUUUGGAUUGUCAAGAUUUAAGGCCAACACUUUCAUGUCAUCAAAAUCUGUUGCUGGAACACCCGAGUGGAUGGCUCCUGAAUUUCUCCGUGGAGAACCUUCAAAUGAGAAAUCUGAUGUUUAUAGUUUUGGAGUCAUCUUGUGGGAACUUAUGACCAUGCAACAACCGUGGAGUGGUCUUAGCCCUGCCCAGGUGGUUGGAGCUAUUGCUUUCCAAAAUAGGAGGCUUGUUAUACCUUCAAACGUCUCCCCUGCACUUAGCUCUCUCAUGGAAUCUUGUUGGGCUGAUGACCCUAAUGAACGACCAUCUUUCUCUAGCAUAGUGGACUCACUGAAAAAGCUGUUGAAGUCUCCAGCUGAGGUUAUAAAAAAUACAGGCGGGACAUGAGCCCAUCCAUUGUAAUUAAACAAGUAAUCCAGACCAUGUACCCAUUUUAUCUGUGAAGUGUACGAUUUUUGUUGCUUCUUUCUAACCCUUUUCGGAAGCAAUGAAAACCCUUAAGCUGAAAAUAUGGUACGGGGGAUUUUGGAUUCCUCGAUAUCUCCCUUCCCUUGUAA